Molecule: messenger RNA, 3731 nt
Organism: Haliotis rubra (blacklip abalone)
Lineage: Eukaryota; Metazoa; Mollusca; Gastropoda; Lepetellida; Haliotidae
Exons: 6
Coding region: 342-1202 (286 amino acids)
Source: RefSeq, a predicted model, not a curated record
GUUUCGCAGCGCGGGGGUAUGUCGGUACCAAUAUACCUUGUGACUGUGUGAAGGGGCUCAUUGACAACUGUUACAUACCACUACUUCGACUCCCUUUUGAGCUGAUACCAGGAGUUGGGUGCUUACUUGAUAUUUACGACAUCUCUAAAAUCGACAAGUCAUCAUCGGCAGUGUCUGUGGCAACAACAGCAGCAAGCUAUGCCUUGGAUUGUGGAUUUGGGCUGUCCUGCCCCGUCUGUCCCUUUCUCUUCAAAUAUCUGAACUGUCUUGACGGACUCUCCCGAACUUGUAAAGGUAGUGGACGAAAGCGGCGGGAGGUCAACUCCGAACUUGUGCUUGCAAUGGAGGAGUCCAGAAACUAUCUCAAGAACUUCGUUGAUGUUUCUGUAGAAAUAUUUGGUAAUCUCAGUGUUGUUGACAUUAAGGGCGAGUGGAAACAGGCCUUCUUUAAAGGAGUGUCAGAAAACAGCCCGUCCCAAUACCUCCUGGAUAACAGUGAAGCUGACACCAUACUACAACUCGUGGUUGUAGACCACCAAGCUGUUAUAAAUACAUUUCUACAACGAUGGAACAACACAUUUUCAGCGUGGAAAGACGGAAGUUCAGAUGUUUCAGAAUCAAAUGUCAUGUCACUGCAAAAUGUGAGGACCCUUGGAGACACCUUCAUGGACAAUACAAAGACUGUUAAAGACAAAGGAUUUUCAAGUGUUUUCCAAUAUUUUGGUUACGUAAUGGAAGAAUAUAAGAAAAGUGUCCAAGAGGCAAAACCAGAAGAAGGAAUCUGUGCCAAAGUAAGAAUUCGGAUUACCCAGGACCUUGUGUUGACCAGAGAUGCUUUUCAAGCAAGAUUAGAGAUAGAAAAUGGUGAAGAGGGGUCGCUGGAAAAAAUUGAUGUGGACAUUAUCAUAACCAGAACUGGCGGAAAUGGAUCUCUGGAAAAUGACCUCUUCUCUAUUGGUCAACCAGUGUUAGAGGGGAUCAGUGACGUGUCUGGAACUGGAACUUUAGCCACCGGGGUCAAGGGUUCAGCUGACUGGUUGAUUGUAGCUUACAAAGGUGCAGCUGUGGAUGAAGAUGUCAACUAUGAUGUUGGAGGCACUUUAUCAUAUUUUGUGGGUGAAAAGGAAUUCAACGUCCCCCUUUUACCAGACACAAUAACUGUGAAGCCGAAUCCAAGUCUAACGCUUGGCCUACUUCCAUGAAAAAUAUGUUCAAGGCGAUGAUCCUAUGACACCCCAAGUGGAACCGGUUGUUCCGUUCCCCCUUGCAGUAAUGGUAACUAAUAAGGGUAAUGGGAUCGCACGCCAUGUGAAGAUAUCCUCUGGGCAGCCGGAGAUCAUAGAAAAUGAAAAAGGAUUGCUUGUGUCUUUUAAAAUCACCAGUGCUCAGCUGGGGAUGGAAUCCAUCCAACCAUCACUAACUGUUAACUUUGGUGAUAUCAUCAGUCGCGAGACCAAAACAGCUCGAUGGUGGAUGACGUCAUCACUUAAGGGCAGGUUUUAUAACUAUUCGGCCACAUUUGAAAAUAUAAACCCACUGGGUGAUCCCCAGCUGUCUGUGUUCGAAUCCAUAUCCUACCAUGACAUGAUCCAUCAGGUUAGAAUUGAUACCGUAGGUGAAGAUAACAUGGAUGAUUUUCUUGUCAAUGACCUUGUUGAUAAGGACAAUCUCCCUGACAGACUCUAUGACAGCUCCAAUGGGUUUUAUUCAUAUCCUGUAGGUUCUGUAUCAGAAAUUGGAUUUUCGAAAACAAAGGAGGAAUUCCGAGGAAGAAAGAAGUACAUAUAUGUUGAGGUUCGGGUUCCACAAGUUAAUGAGUCUUGGGUAUAUGCGCGGGCCAUCAAUAACAUAACGCGAGAUGUAUCAUCAGAAUCUCUGCUCAAAGUGACAAAACAUGAUGGAAAGAAUAUACUUAUUCCUCAGAAUUCCUGGCUGACUUCUCAUUAUGAGAACAAAUUUUACUUCCAUCUGUUUGACAACAAUGACCACCUAUCUAACGUAUCUGUUUAUAAUGCUGUUUUUGGCCCGAAAAAUAUGUAUCCACCAGUAUUUCAAAAUAUUCCACGCACUUUAGAAAUAUCUCCACUGGGGCCUUACAGUGUCAUCUUGACUGCAACAGCAACAGAUCUGGACAUGAAUAAUGUCUCAUACAGAAUUGAAAAUGGAAGUAUAUUUUCUGUUGAUGAACGGUCUGGGAUUAUACGAAAUAUACUGCCUCUAGUAGACGGGGAGACCUACAACAUCACACUGCUGGCAUUUGACAAUGGUAUUCCUUCAAACUCAGCAAGUACAAACAUAACCAUAACGGUAUCUGCCCUGGUAUCCACAGAGAGCACAACAUCUACAACCGUGACUAAGGAUGUAACAUCGAAAAUAGCAUCUACCAUGUCAGCGACUCCUGUUUCUAAUGACACAAGUGGCCUUACCUCUGCUUUACCCACACCGGUCACUGGUAACGAAACAUCAUCACUAUCAACACCAAGAGCAGUCACUACUGACUCAAACAUUGCUUCCACCACAGGCUCACCUGUACCAGCGUGUGGUGUGAUACCUGUCGCUAUGAUCUUGUUACUUGCAACCUCGCUACUGGCUUCAUGUUGUGUUGUUAACUAAUUUUUUCAACUUGAUGUAUUCAUUCCAUUGACAUUUUGUUUUACAACUGUUACAGGCAAAUGAAAACAUGUAUUUGUAAAGUAAAAAGUAUUUGUGUAUAACAAAUGACAAAAUGCAUAUAUACUGACAUUCUCAAGAUUUUGUUUGACGUCUUCUCCGUUUAUUCCUAUCUUCUAUGCGAGGGUAACUAGCUUGACAAAUGCUCCUAUUCUAAAUUGACGUGGAACGUAUAUGGUCAUUAUCUGAUAAUUUUGUACAUACGUUUACAUUUUCAUGACAAGCAAUUACACAUAAUAUGUCACAUUCAGUGAUUUUGAUAUAAUCUAUCAUUCAUUUGAGUAAAUUUGUUCUUCUGAGGGGCGGCGGGGUAGCCUUGUAGUUAAAGCGUUCGCUCGUCACGCCGAAGACCUGGGUUCGAUUCCCCAUAUGGGUACAAUGUGUGAAGCCCAUUUUCUGGUGUCCCCCGCCGUGCUAUUGCUGGAAUAUUGCUAAAAGCGGCGUAAAACUAAAUUCACUAACUGGUCUUCUGACUUUAUAUUUCUCAGAAAAGAACAGGGUACAUACGUCAUUAUACGUUCUCACAGUUGUGCACAUUUCCGUAUACUAGUAUAACAUUACUGGUUAAUGUGUUGUUUUUUAAGGAUGUGUUCAAAUGUUUGAUAGUUUGGAGUUUUUCUAAAGUGUGAUCAUGUAAAUAAUACUGUGAUAGUGUACUUGGUGACCUUUAUGCAUAUAUCAACUUGUUUUAUGUUUGUUUGGGAUAGUUGUAUUCUGGUUUGAGUUGCAAACGUGUUUGUUAUACUUUAAUGUAUGAACGUAAAUGUCAUAUAAGAUACGUUGUUUCAUAAAUGCCCCAAAGGGUCUAUGUUCGGCCUUAUUUAAUAAACCAGAACAGUAAUAUUUAAUACAGUAACACGUUUUAUAAUUGGUUUAUGUACUUUGCACGUCUUAUCCGGUAAAGUUACAUUGUGGAUGUAUAAAUUGAUUGCAUAUACUUGUAUAUAUUUCUACGAUCCGGUGAAUUUAUAUAAUAACAAUAAUGUUAUUUCAUGAUUUAUUUUGUCAUUUCUGAUCAUAUAAAAACGUAUGAAUAAAUUACCAGCUUGCAUAACCAAAUA